AUGGCGUCUGAUGAUGAGAAUGAGCUCCAGCCUGGUGAGGUGGCCGGGGUCAGUGCCUGUUGGCUCCAGCCACCUGUUUGCCGAGCUCGUGGCGCAACGCGGCGGUCAUUUUUCGGAGAGACUUGGUUGCUGCGAAAAAAAAAACGGGAAGGUAAAUAUCUACGUCGUACAAUCGCACUUCCGCUUGAUCGCGAACUUUUCGCACUGUUUGCUCUCGUUCGCGAGGCUUGCGCUCACUCGCUUGCAACUCCGAGAGCGCCGAAGUGA
This is a messenger RNA of Strongylus vulgaris, 267 nucleotides long. The record is from the annotation of a GenBank genome assembly. Lineage: Eukaryota; Metazoa; Nematoda; Chromadorea; Rhabditida; Strongylidae.